Messenger RNA from Zonotrichia albicollis (white-throated sparrow), 1180 nucleotides. The record is from RefSeq and is a predicted model, not a curated record. NCBI's taxonomy places the organism in Eukaryota, Metazoa, Chordata, Aves, Passeriformes, Passerellidae.
CUGUGCAGGCUGCCAUCCUGUCUGGGGACAAGUCAGAGAACGUGCAGGACCUGCUGCUGCUGGAUGUGACCCCGCUGUCGCUGGGCAUUGAGACGGCUGGCGGGGUCAUGACGGUGCUGAUCAAGCGCAACACCACCAUCCCCACCAAGCAGACCCAGACCUUCACUACCUACUCUGACAACCAGCCCGGGGUGCUGAUCCAGGUGUAUGAAGGAGAGCGUGCUAUGACCAAGGACAACAACUUGCUGGGCAAGUUUGAGCUGACUGGCAUUCCCCCUGCUCCCAGAGGGGUCCCUCAGAUCGAGGUCACCUUUGACAUCGAUGCCAACGGCAUCCUGAACGUGUCUGCUGUGGACAAGAGCACUGGCAAGGAGAACAAGAUCACCAUCACCAAUGACAAGGGCCGGCUGAGCAAGGAGGACAUCGAGAGGAUGGUGCAGGAGGCAGAGAAGUACAAGGCAGAGGAUGAGAAGCAGAGGGACAAGGUGUCCUCCAAGAACUCCCUCGAGUCCUACGCCUUCAACAUGAAAGCCACCGUGGAGGAUGAGAAGCUCCAGGGCAAGAUCUCUGACGAUGACAAGCAGAAAAUCCUGGACAAAUGCAACGAGAUCAUCAACUGGCUGGACAAGAACCAGACGGCCGAGAAGGAGGAGUUUGAGCACCAGCAGAAGGAGCUGGAGAAGGUUUGCAACCCCAUCAUCACCAAGCUGUACCAGAGCGCAGGGGGGAUGCCCGGGGGGAUGCCUGGGGGCUUCCCCGGGGGUGGAGCCCCUCCCUCGGGAGGAGCCUCCUCGGGCCCCACCAUCGAGGAGGUGGAUUAAGGAUCCCAGGGGGAAAUGCAUUCCACGAGCAGUUGGUGUUGGAGGAGACACCCCCAGCCCGGGGGUGGCACUGAAGGACCCAAUCCUGUAGGCACAGCUGGGUUUGUUUUUUGCCAGAUUAAUAACUCCAUAACUGAGCUGCUGUAAAAAAAAAAAAAAAAAAAGAGAGAGAAAAGAGAGGAAAAAAAAUUAAAAAAAUGAACAAAAAAAGCAUUUUUUUUUUGUUUUCUGGGCAUUUUAAAUACUUGAAAGUGUGCGCGCAGGUGGGAGGUGAUGAAAACCAUUGCACUUUACAGUACUGUAAAUGAGUGGGAAUGCAAUUCAUGUCCUAAAGAAUAAAAACUAUUUAAUGGGCAUCA